Toxotes jaculatrix (banded archerfish) is the source of this 5526-nucleotide messenger RNA. RefSeq names its product E3 ubiquitin-protein ligase RNF19A-like. Gene Ontology annotation, molecular function: zinc ion binding; ubiquitin conjugating enzyme binding; ubiquitin protein ligase activity. The record is from RefSeq and is a predicted model, not a curated record. Lineage: Eukaryota; Metazoa; Chordata; Actinopteri; Toxotidae. Gene Ontology annotation, cellular component: cytoplasm; ubiquitin ligase complex. The transcript is spliced from 10 exons. Bases 395 to 2971 code for a protein of 858 amino acids. Gene Ontology annotation, biological process: ubiquitin-dependent protein catabolic process; protein polyubiquitination; positive regulation of proteasomal ubiquitin-dependent protein catabolic process.
UCAGUCGGGGAAUGCACUCUUGAGUGUCCUGCGAAGUUUCCUGUAACAAAUUUUCAACUGCGGCUCACAGAGAAAUGGAGACGGAGGUAUACACAUCUGUAGUGAAGUGAAGGGACAAGUAGGGGAAAUCUAACGGUUACUGUUCUACAUCUGAGCAUCUGCAUCUCAGCCUCAACAGAACUCCUUCAUCACUGUGAUUUAAAUCCAGGACAGACCACACCGCUGACUUCAGUACCAACUUGAAGCCACUAUGUCCUAGCUAACAGCAGCCCAGCUCCCUUCCCUGACCACCCUGUCCCUUAAACCCCAGUCCUCCUCCCUCUCGCUGUCCCUCAGCUCCUCUCCUGAUGUGGUGAUUUCUGGUGGCAGCACCAGCAGCGCCCCUUCUGGCGUGAUGAGCAGCUUGCACCAGCAACAUCAUGGCAGCACAGGCUCAGAGCGAGAUCUUCACUCUGCCGCCUCCUCUGUCAGCCUCCCUUCAGUCAGAAAGACCCCCAAGAAGCGCCGUCUGUCCCUCCACUCGCUCUUCGGGCGGCGGCGGCGACCUGACCGCGACCCAAAGCGAAAGUCCAGGCAUCUGCAGACUGGAGCUGGAGUGGACGGCAUUGUCAGCACUGAAAUUGUCCAAUCAGAGACUUUCCAUGAUAAAACUUCUGCACACUCCGCACCGGGUGUAGCAUCAACUUCAUCAGCGUCGGGGUCUUCAUCAGAGCUGCUGGAGUGCCCCCUGUGCCUACUGCGCCAUGCACGCGAGCGCUUCCCAGACAUCAUGACCUGUCACCACCGCUCAUGUGCAGACUGCCUGCGACAGUAUCUGCGCAUAGAGAUCUCAGAGUCUCGUGUCAACAUCAGCUGCCCCGAGUGUUCAGAGCGCUUCAAUCCCCACGACAUCCGGAUGAUCCUGGGAGACCGGGCCCUCAUGGAGAAGUAUGAGGAGUUCAUGCUGAGGAGGUGGCUGGUGGCUGAACCUGACUGCCGCUGGUGCCCUGCCCCAGAUUGUGGUUACGCAGUCAUCGCGUUUGGCUGUGCCAGCUGCCCAAAGAUCACUUGUGGACGCGAGGGGUGUGGGACAGAGUUCUGCUACCACUGCAAACAGCUGUGGCAUCCCAACCAGACAUGUGACACGGCGCGGCAACAAAGGGCCCAGAACCUCCGGCUGAGGAGUUUCAGGUCCUCCUCCCUCAGCUACAGCCAAGAGAGCGGAGCUGCAGGUGAUGACAUCAAGCCGUGUCCUCGUUGCGCUGCCUACAUCAUCAAGAUGAAUGAUGGGAGCUGUAAUCACAUGACCUGUGCUGUCUGCGGCUGUGAGUUUUGCUGGCUCUGCAUGAAGGAGAUCUCUGACCUGCACUAUUUAAGUCCGUCAGGCUGCACAUUCUGGGGGAAGAAGCCCUGGAGCAGAAAGAAGAAGAUCCUCUGGCAGCUCGGCACGCUAGUGGGAGCGCCCGUUGGCAUCGCCCUUAUUGCCGGCAUCGCCAUUCCCGCAAUGAUCAUUGGUAUCCCAGUCUAUGUGGGCAGAAAGAUCCAUAACCGCUAUGAGGGUAAGGACAUCUCCAAACACAAGAGGAACUUGGUAAUAGCUGGCGGUGUGACAUUGUCUGUGAUCGUGUCGCCUGUGGUGGCUGCAGUCACUGUUGGCAUCGGUGUUCCCAUCAUGCUGGCUUACGUCUACGGAGUCGUCCCGAUCUCACUGUGUCGGAGCGGAGGCUGUGGAGUGUCUGCUGGCAAUGGCAAAGGGGUGCGAAUCGAGUUUGAUGAUGAAAAUGACAACAUAGGCAGUGGGGCUGCAGCCACAGACACAACCUCGGUGGCGGAGACGCGGCUCAACAACCCCAGCCUCGGAGAUGGAGCGAGCGUCGGUGGUCUGACAGGCCUGAGCCUCAGUGUCAGCGGGAGCCACAUGGAACGCUGCGGCAUGAGCUCCGCUCAGCGGGACAAUAUGAGCGACAACGCCAGCACCACAGCCCUCGCAGGGACCAGCAUCACUGGCAGCCUGUCUGGCAGCUGCUACAACAGGAUGGAGGUGCAGGCUGAUGUCCAGAAGGAGCGCUGCAGUCUGAGUGGAGAGUCAGCCACUGUCAGUCUCGGGACUAUCAGUGACAACGCCAGCACAAAAGCCAUGGCAGGAUCCAUCCUCAACGCCUACAUGCCUCUGGAAAGAGACAAUAGCCUGGAAGUUCAGGCAGACGUGGAGUCCAAACAGGAGAAGGUGAGACACUGCAGCGGAAGCAGCAGCCUGGAUGAAGCUAGCUGUAGCAGUGGCGCUGCUGGCCUCAAAGGAGCUAACGGCGGCACAUGCCCGUGCUCGUGCCCCUCCACGUGCUGCUGCACUCAGCACGACAACCACUGCUGCCCCUCGUCUCCCUGGUCAAAGGAGCCCUCCGCUUCAGGGGGCAAAAAGAGCAAAGGAAAGCUUUGGAAAAGAGCUAGCGGCAGCAAAGGCGAAACAAAAAUUAAUGAAACACAAGGAGACAUGGAUGCUCAGCUCCUGGAGCAGCGCAGCACUAACUCCUCAGAGUUUGAUUCUCCAUCCCUGAGCGGCAGCCUUCCCUCUGUGGCCGACUCGCACUGUAGCCACUUCUCAUCAGAGCUCAGCUGCUCAGACCCCGAAACCUCAAGACCAGCUCACCCACCCUGCUCCUCCCUGAUGGACCCGCACGCUCAUCAUCCCGUCACCGCCUUCAAUGACAUCACUAUCACACCCUUGCCCGAGGUGGAGAACGACCGCCUGGAGCAUUAUCCACCUCAGUGCAGCCAUGCGACCUUCACCCACCACCAUCUCCUGUCUGCAUCUCCACCUGCUUCGCCAAAAGAGGGAAGUAGUGGGACUUAUCUGUACAUCAGCGAGGAGACUGUUGGCGCUGUCGCAGACACGGGGCCAGAGGAGGGCGAGAGCGUGAAAGAGACCACCAACAACACUGCAGUACAGCCUGUUAGCCCGAUGAGGAAGCGCUGUAUACAAACAGAUAUCUAAAACAACUCUUCACUUCUUCUGCUGUUGGCUUUGUCACCACUGCUAGCUCAAGUUAGCCUUAUCACCUUAUUUCACUCUUGAGCGAAGCAGCCGACUCAUCUUUUGAAGCUGGUGAUCAACUUUCAACAAGUUAUACUACAUUUUUUAAUCUGCUGUGGAGGCAGGAAUAUUACAUGAAUGUCAGUCUGUACAGUUACAGAGAGGGUCGAGGUCGAAGUUGGAGAGAGUAAAGUAAUAAUCAGGAGCACAGUAAAGUCAGAGCAGAUUGUGUGGUUCUGUAAUUCAGUGGCAGGCACAGGCAGACGUGUGAAGCUGUUAUUGAAGCCGCAGAAAGGCAGAUAGAAGGUGGAGCUGAAUGUAUGUGGACAGGUUUAAAGCAGGUUAUUGGUGUGGUGAGAUACUACAGAGGGCUGUUCAUCUAUCCAGCUGUUACGAUGAUCUGCAGAGUCUGACAUUGUCAGUCUGCACCCCUGAAUGAUUUUCUGAAUCCAAACUCAAACCAGUUCUUACUCUUUCCUGAUGCUUAGAAAAAGCAGAACUGAUAAAGCUGGAUAGGAGCAAGUAAAAUGUCUGAUAUCCCUUUCAGUGGUAAAUUGAGCUGCUAUUAUAAAGCAUUACCUGUUCUCCUUUGUCAGACCUGCAAAAAAAUCUGGUUUUCGUGGGGGUUUGCGAGAAUCAGGGAGGGAGAUGUCAUCACUGUGGUCCACCACUGUGCCACCACUUCAUUCUGUGACUUCUCAAUGGUGAGAAACACCGCAGCUGAAGGAUUGUUGAACCUUCUGUCGAGCGUCUAAACCUAAGCAGGACCAGUCCUUACAGUAGCAGAUUUUAUUUUUCCAUAAUCAUCUAUAAAGAAGUGAUUAUUAUUGCUUUUGUUUAAAAUGUGACCCGUUUUUUUUUUUGUGUUAUGUGUUUGCCUAUUUUUAUUUUCCAUUUUGGGAAAGUUGGUUUUAAUGUUGAAGCCCUGUGUUGGGUCCAAACUUUUUAGUAAAAAAAAUAAUCAGGUGGGAAUUGUGUUGCUUCCUUCAUAACUACAGUGGAUUUAAGUUGCCACCUUGCAUUAAUUAAGUCUUCACAAGCCCCUGUCUGCAGUGGUUAAAAUAUUUUUUUUUUGUGUUUGCACCUCUGCAAAUGUAAACCAAGUUUUCACUGCAGUUUUUAGAAUAUCGUUGAAUUAUGAAAGGUAUAUAAAAACUUCUUUUUUUUUUUCAAAUUUUGAAAAUGUAGCAUUUCUUAAAUGUCAUUGGGCUUGUUUUAGUUAUCAGUCACUAAAACUGGAAAGCCAUCCAAACAAUGUAUUUGCAAUAAGAAAACUAAGCUUUUGAGUAACUUUACAAGAAGAGCAGAUAUUUCUGAUCUACUUUAUUUCAGAAAUAUGUUUGUUGUGCAAUGAGAAACUCUUGUUGUGUAUUGGAGCACAUACAUUUCUCAGUGGUUUCAUAUUCAUUAGUGAAUGUAUGUUAAUAAUGUUACAUUUGUGAUUCUCCCUCAGUAAUAUCCAAAUCAAAAUAUUAUUUUUGAUUCAGAGCUUUGGGUGUAUUUUAACUACAGUAUGUUUAAAAAGGUUCUCAGUCCUCACAAAUGCAAAUAAUUUAAUAUUUGUUGGACCCACAGUGCCUUUUGGGGAAAAGCCCUUCGUUAGUGUUUUUAUUUUAUUUUCAUUUCCUCAUUCUGUAUGUCUUCAAAUGAUAAACAUAAAAAUCAUAAGUGAAUGAAUAAUGUUUGCCUCAUAAAAUGCUUGAAAUGCACGAAACCCGAAGCUCACCCUCCCUGUAGCUUGUUUAGUUAACCAAAGACUGCUCUCAGGCCACUGAGGUUUAGACUACAACACUUGACAGAGUACAAAGGUACCUGAACCAUUUCCUUGAAAUCUACUUUAAUACACAAUUAGAGUUCAUUGCAUAUAGCUGAAAAAUGGCUUCUUUUGACCAGACAAGUCAUAGCAAUACAACAUCGGAUAAACCCUAAUUAGGAGGCACAACUUUAAAUCUCAAGACCAAAAUGUUUUGGUUUUUUUUUUUUGCUAUAAAGUCAUUUUUAGGAAUAAUAAUUUGGAAAAUCUUCCCCUUGAAGUAGGCAAAAUCUGUUUAUGUGCUGUAUGAAGGUUAGUCAGCACGUGUUGGCAAUAAAACCCUUCUUAUCCAAAGCGAUCAGCAUCAUGAGCAGCAGCUGCAGAGAAUUUUCGCCCUGACCACAGACUGCUCUGUCGUCUCAGCCAGCCAAGCUCAGCGUGAGCUGCCUGGGAGUAAAGAGCUGCUCAUCACCAGAGUAGCUGUGUUGAUGACUAACAGGAAGUUUUGGUGCAAUUCAAAAGCCUCCAGCUGCAGGAUAUUCACACCUUGUUUAUGUUCCUUCUGAUGAGGAAAAAAAAGAAGAAGAAAUGCCUGUUUAUUUCCUGUGAGUUUUAUAUUAUUAUUUGAAGACUAGUGCCAGGUCUAUUUUUUAACUUGGUCGAAAGCAGCAUAUGCUAUUUGAAAAAGUAUAUAUUUCCUAAUUAUUUGCUUUAUAACGUGCAUAUAAAUGCAUAUCCUUAAACAAUAAAAUUCUCAAUCAAG